Messenger RNA from Etheostoma spectabile (orangethroat darter), 4798 nucleotides. It is a transcript of the gene ogdhl, whose product is annotated as oxoglutarate dehydrogenase L. Gene Ontology annotation, biological process: tricarboxylic acid cycle. Gene Ontology annotation, cellular component: oxoglutarate dehydrogenase complex; mitochondrion. Gene Ontology annotation, molecular function: thiamine pyrophosphate binding; oxoglutarate dehydrogenase (succinyl-transferring) activity. The record is from RefSeq and is a predicted model, not a curated record. The transcript is spliced from 23 exons. The coding region runs from base 130 to 3180 and encodes 1016 amino acids. Lineage: Eukaryota; Metazoa; Chordata; Actinopteri; Perciformes; Percidae.
GAGGGUUUAUGUUGACGUUGGGGGGGAUUAGUGGUCCAGAGGAAACCACCGACCCGAAAUAAAAUAGACAAUGUUUUGGCAUUGAAAUUGGCGCUGUACCGCGGAGUGGCCUGUAAAGCAUCCUGCAGCAUGAGUCAGUUUCGGGCGUUAGCGGCUGUGCUGAGGGGUGGGUGUGUUGGAGGCAGUCAGUGGCUGCGAGUAUGUGGAGGGGGCCCGGCUAGGCACUGGGUUGAUCCCAGGAAAAGCUUCUCAUCCGGGGCUGCGCCUGGUCACUCAUCGGUGGCCAGUAACUCCAGCUAUGUGGAGGAGAUGUACUUUGCCUGGCUGGAGGAUCAUAAAAACGUCCACGAGUCUUGGGACGCAUUGUUUCGUAACAUCCAGGACUCCAGUCCGUCUGGCGAGGUGGGCGAAAGACGUCCCUCCGCUCUGCUCCAGGGCAGAGUGCUGUCCCACUCACCAGAAAUGGCACAGAAAGUGGUGGAGGACCACCUGGCUGUGCACACGCUCAUUAGAGCCUACCAGAUUCGUGGUCACCAUGUUGCGCAGUUAGACCCUCUGGGAAUCUUGGAGGCUGACCUGGACUCCUUUGUUCCCUCCGACCUUAUCACCACCGUUGAUAAAUUAGGUUUCUACAAUCUUGAUGAGUCUGACUUGGAUAUGAGCUUUCAACUGCCGCCCACCACCUUUAUUGGAGGAGCAGACAUCACACUUCCUCUUAAGGAAAUCAUACGCAGAUUAGAGACAUCCUACUGUGGUCACAUAGGGGUUGAAUAUAUGUUCAUUAACAAUGUGGACCAGUGUCAGUGGAUUCGUCAGAAAUUUGAGACUCCGGGAAUCAUGCAGUUCACUGAUGCUGAGAAGAGGACUUUGCUAGCCCGACUGAUCAGAUCCACACGGUUCGAGGACUUCCUGGCCAGAAAGUGGUCGUCAGAGAAACGUUUUGGUCUAGAGGGCUGUGAAGUGCUCAUCCCUGCUCUUAAAACCAUGAUUGACAAGUCGAGCGCUGCUGGCAUUGACAGCGUGAUCAUGGGGAUGCCUCAUCGGGGUCGACUGAAUGUGUUGGCCAAUGUGAUCCGUAAGGACCUUGAUCAGAUCUUUUGUCAGUUUGACCCCAAGUUAGAGCCUGCUGAUGAGGGGUCGGGUGAUGUCAAAUACCACCUCGGCAUGUACCACGAGAGGAUUAACCGUGAGACAGACAAGAACAUUACGCUGUCCCUCAUGGCAAACCCCUCCCACCUGGAGGCAGUGGAUCCAGUGGUUCAGGGCAAGACCAAAGCUGAGCAAUUUUACAGAGGAGACACUCAGGGAAAGAAGGUAAUGUCCAUCUUGAUUCAUGGUGACGCUGCUUUUGCUGGACAAGGAGUUGUGUAUGAGACUUUCCACCUGAGUGAGCUCCCCUCCUACACCACACAUGGUACCAUCCAUGUGGUGGUCAACAACCAGAUUGGCUUCACCACAGACCCUCGAGUGGCCCGCUCCUCCCCCUAUCCCACCGAUGUGGCUCGAGUUGUCAACGCACCCAUCUUCCAUGUGAAUGCCGAUGAUCCCGAGGCUGUCAUGUAUGUCUGCCGGGUGGCUGCAGAGUGGAGAUCCACCUUCAACAAGGAUGUUGUCAUUGACCUGGUUUGUUACCGGCGGUUUGGCCAUAAUGAGAUGGACGAGCCCAUGUUCACCCAACCGCUGAUGUACAAACAGAUCUGUCGUCAGGAGCAAGUGCUGAAAAAGUACUCCAACAAGCUCAUUGUGGAGGGAGUGGUGACACUGCAAGAUUUUGAGGAAGAAGUUUCCAAAUAUGACAAGAUAUGUGAGGAGGCAUACACCAGCUCCAAGGAUGGAAAGAUUUUACACAUUCGACACUGGCUUGACUCCCCCUGGCCAGACUUCUUUACAGCAGAGGGAGAGCCCAAAAGCAUGAGUGGUAUCCCCACAGGACUGCAUGAGGAGGUCCUGCAGCAUAUCAGUCAGAUAGCCAGCUCUGUGCCUCUGGAAGGUUUUCAUAUCCAUCCUGGUGUGUCUCGUAUCCUGCGCAGUCGGGCUGACCUGGUGAAGAAUCGGCAGAUGGACUGGGCUCUAGGAGAGUACAUGGCCUUUGGUUCCCUUCUCAAAGAUGGCAUCCAUGUACGACUCAGCGGGCAAGAUGUAGAGCGGGGCACCUUUAGUCACCGUCAUCAUGUUCUGCAUGACCAAGAGGUGGACAAACAUAUCUGUGUUCCCAUGAACCACCUGUGGGCCAACCAGGCUCCUUACACUGUCUGCAACAGCUCCUUAUCAGAGUAUGGAGUGCUAGGUUUUGAGCUUGGCUUCGCCAUGGCCAGUCCAAAUGCUCUAAUCCUCUGGGAGGCCCAGUUUGGAGACUUUAACAACACAGCCCAGUGUAUCAUUGACCAGUUUAUCAGCCCGGGCCAGGCCAAGUGGGUCCGCAACAAUGGUAUUGUCCUACUGCUGCCACAUGGGAUGGAAGGAAUGGGCCCAGAACAUUCAUCUGCUCGACCUGAACGCUUCCUGCAAAUGAGCAAAGAUGAUCCCGAUCACUUUCCUGAGUUCAAUGGAGAUUUUGAGGUCCAGCAGCUGUACGAAUGUAACUGGAUUGUGGUCAACUGCUCCACACCUGCUAACUACUGUCAUGUGCUCCGGCGGCAGAUUCUGCUGCCAUUCAGAAAACCGCUGAUCAUUUUCACUCCAAAGUCUCUGCUGAGGCACCCUGAUGCAAGGUCCAGUUUUGAUGAUCUCGCAGAAGGCACUACAUUCAAGAGGUUGAUUCCAGACGAGGGCCCUGCAAGUCAAAACCCAGCCCAAGUGAAGAGAGUGAUCUUCUGCACUGGCAAAGUCUACUAUGAACUGGCUAGAGAGAGGAAACGGCAAAAACUGGAAAGAGACAUCGCCAUCAUUAGACUUGAGCAGAUCUCUCCGUUCCCAUUUGACCUGGUCAGAGCGGAAACAGAGAGAUAUGGCAACGCUGAGCUGGUCUGGUGUCAGGAGGAGCACAAGAACAUGGGUUACUGUGAUUACGUCCGGCCGCGUUUCUAUACAGUAGUGGCCAACCAGAAGCCCAUUUGGUAUGUGGGACGGGACCCUGCAGCUGCUCCUGCGACAGGGAACAAGUCCACCCACCUCAAUGAGCUGAGGAGGUUCAUGGACACAGCUUUCAACCUGAACGCCUUCCACAGGAAGGACUUGUAAUUGAGAACUGGAGCAAGAACCAGACUGGAGGUGCAGUUUCAUCUCCAACCAUCAGGGUCUUCUUAAUAAGUCUUGAUGUGGUAAAUUGGCACAUUUUAAAACUCUUUUAGUUUUGUGAAAAUCUGGAGUAUAGCCUAGUGUUUUUAGUAAACGUAAUUUAUCCCCUGAUAUUCUUAUGUGAAGUCAGCAAUGCAAACUUACUUAUGCUUGAAUCAGACUCAACAACAGUAUGAGGCAGUCAGAUAUGUCAUUAAGUGAUCAUUGUUAAACUCAACCAAUCAUAGCUUGCAUUCUUUUUGCGACCUGCAACAACUAUGAUGUAAGAGGCAUUAUGAAGCCCAACUAGGCGUGAGAAGACAAAAAAAACAAUUGGUUGCACUAUUCUUAUACUAUCCUAAAUGCGGCUUUUCAUUGUGACACGGGAUAGAAAAAUUGUGGGACAAAUUGUUGUGCCAUGGGCAUACCCCAUGUCAAGUGGAAUCAAGUCAUUCUUAUUUACUGUGUAUAGUCCCAAAUCACCCUUUACCCUUAUACCCUCCAUUUGGAUAAGGAAAACCACUACAUAACACCAACACCUCAUCUUUGGGAUCAAGAUAUUUACAGGCCGAUAUCAUGUAUCUGAUUCAAGCUUUACAGAAUCUGCACUUUAUUCAAUCAACGCUAUUCAACACAAGGCCUUUAUGAGUGCUAUAACUGAAUAAGUACUGUGUGUGUAUACACCACAAUGUCUCGUCUGAAGAGAACCAGACACAAAGAUGCUCAGCCUCUAAACUGUGCUACACCUCCCAAAACCUUUAUUUCAAAAUAAAAUAUUACACAAACAUUAAGUCACACAAUUGUCAACUAGUUGUGUGGCAAAGUAGCAACAGUACAAUCUUUGUACCCUUAAUAACAUGCACACACCAUUUAGAUUUGUGACAAUCCCUGUUGUUGGAAUAGUAGUUUUAGUAUUGAAAAUACCUCCAUUGCUGCCAUGCUGAUGAAUACUGCUAUAUUUUAGUAGUAUAGUUUUGUAUUUGUAUUGAUUUUUGUAGAUGAAUAGCAGAAGUUACGAGACGCACAGAACACCAACUGGUGUAUUUAAACAAUGAAUGUGAAAUACAUAUUGCAGGUAUGACGAUUGUUUGGAAAGUUAACACAUCAGUAGGUUUAUUUGCUUUGGCUACCUUAGCUGUUAGUAAAGGAGUGUGUAUUUAUUGUCACACUUCACUUCACCAGGAGACAUGAGCCAGCUGGCACAGAGACUUGCAGCCAUGUUUUCUACUUAGGACAUAAGGCUCAGCUUCCUCUUUGGAGGCUGAGGGAUGCGCACACACAUAAACAUAGCAAAGCUUUGGAUGCUUUGAGAGCAGUAUCAUCUCUUGGUUAUCACAAUAAAAUCCCCAGGUAUUUAACAGAAUUAUUUACCACUGUGCUUAGAAAUGUUAUAGAAAAUUAGGCUUCCAGUUUAGCCAUACUGUAGAUUACCUUUUCGGCUGGGAGAUAAAUUAAAAAUAAAUGAAUGUGUUAGUUUUUUAAAGAAAGAAAUAUGUCCACAUAUUACUGUGGGUAUUGAGACAUAUGCACACAACCCCAGGAAUAAUAAAAUAUGGAAUAAAAUUAUUUAAGUUUGAUAACA